AUGGACGCAAACACCGAAGAUCAAGCCAAUAGUCCAUUGCAAAACAGCUCUGCGAGCCAAAAGCAUGGUAAAGAGGAAAAAAGGAAACGGCCAUUGAAGAAGCCGAAGGGUCUGAAUCCACUGCAGAGAGGAAUCCACAAGUUCCUCACCAACGAAUUGGCUGCACUUGCCCCUCAGUCACUCGACAGCAACAAUACACCACCGGCAUCAACAGGAAGGACCGCCGAACCCAGACCCGAAGCUGAGACGCUGGUUUCGUCUCUGCCCAAACGGUUCACGGUGUACCAACCGCUGCUCUUGCUCCCGGCCAAUGCAUUCAGCGUGCCUCAAGCCUGGGGAACCAUCUACGCCAGUCUCAACGAUCAACAGAAAGAUGUACUCUACGCAUCGAUUGUGGAGGCUUUUAAAGACCAAGAUGUGACCCAUCUGGCGAUGAACGCGCCGAUCGUUAUGACGGACUUGCAGGGACAGGAGAACAUAAUGCGUUCCCCUGUCGGGUUGACUCCCUUGUACGGUGAUUUCGGAGAUGUGAGCUUUACAAAUUCGACCCUCGCAGGCUCCCAACCCAGUCAAUCCGAUCUUGAGACGGCCUUCUGGGUACGCGCAGUACAGAACCAUGGCAUCGUGCAGAUCUGGGCGCCGCUUUACACGAUGUUUUCGCGAGGGAAUAUCACGGAAAAGGCUCGAAUCCUGGGCCAGAGAGAGGAUUCGGGGGCGAGUAGCUUUGAAGGCCUCGACGAACCUUCCUUACAUGACCAAGCAGUACACGACACCAGUGUGGUGGACAUGUAUGCCGGGAUCGGCUAUUUUGUCUUUUCAUACCUGAAGCGUGGCGUGAAGAGGGUUUGGGGCUGGGAGAUUAAUGGAUGGUCGGUAGAAGGCUUGCGCAGAGGAUGCGUGGCGAAUGGAUGGGGGUGCAGAGUAGUCAGGGUUCACGAAAAUGGCACCCUGGAGCCCAGCGUCUCUGACCUGGUUCACACUCUCCAGGACACAGAUCGGGUGGUGAUCUUCCAUGGCGACAACUCGUCUGCAGCGGAGAUACUGGAGAAAGUCAAGCAGGUGAUGGAACAAGAUGGAGAAGCGUCAUGGAGCAGUGUCAGGCAUGUUAAUCUAGGUCUCCUUCCAUCGUCGCGCGAUUCUUGGGCCAAUGCGUGCCGGAUGAUCGAUGAUCGCCGAGGCGGGUGGCUCCAUGUUCACGAGAACGUGGCAAUCCAUGAAAUCCAGCAGAAGAGUGAAGAGAUCCGCACGGCGCUGACGGAGUCGUGGGAGCAAUCUACGAGAGACACUGCCUCGACAGUCGAGUGCCGUCAUACCGAACGUGUCAAGACAUACGCACCAGGAGUCAUGCAUUGUGUCUUCGACAUGGCUCUAUCACGUUGCAUGAAAUGA
Molecule: messenger RNA, 1389 nt
Organism: Penicilliopsis zonata CBS 506.65
Lineage: Eukaryota; Fungi; Ascomycota; Eurotiomycetes; Eurotiales; Aspergillaceae
Exons: 1
Coding region: 1-1389 (462 amino acids)
Biological process (GO): wybutosine biosynthetic process; tRNA methylation
Cellular component (GO): cytoplasm
Molecular function (GO): tRNA methyltransferase activity; S-adenosylmethionine-dependent methyltransferase activity
Source: RefSeq, a predicted model, not a curated record